Messenger RNA from Fonsecaea nubica, 927 nucleotides. RefSeq lists its product as hypothetical. Gene Ontology annotation, cellular component: ubiquitin ligase complex. The transcript is spliced from 3 exons. NCBI's taxonomy places the organism in Eukaryota, Fungi, Ascomycota, Eurotiomycetes, Chaetothyriales, Herpotrichiellaceae. Gene Ontology annotation, biological process: positive regulation of ubiquitin-protein transferase activity; protein neddylation. The record is from RefSeq and is a predicted model, not a curated record. Bases 1 to 927 code for a protein of 308 amino acids. Gene Ontology annotation, molecular function: cullin family protein binding; ubiquitin conjugating enzyme binding; ubiquitin-like protein binding.
AUGCCACCAAAACGCAAGUCCGCCGAUUCACCUCUGUUGCUGGACGUGAAGUCACCCAAGACUAAAAAGGUCAAGCCUACUGCAUCUGCAGCCCAGGCGAACCUCGCCAAAUCAUCUCCGCCGAAUGUCUCUGCAGUCAUGACGCCUAUGUCUGUGAAGGCGCCGACAAGAGCCAGGAGGGGUGGUGGCAAAGCGCCUCGUUCCAGGGCACCAGGAUUCUAUCAAAGUGGAUCUGGCAACAACUCUGUUCCUCCCAUUCAGCACAACCUCAACAAGCUCUUUGACCAGUAUCGCGACAAUCCCAAAGACGCCCCAGACACAAUUGGCAUAGAGGGCGCUCAGAAAUAUCUGACCGAUCUGGGAGUGGAACUGGAUGAAUUGGCUCACCUGGGCAUCUGUGACCUGUUGCAGUGCCCGUCCAUCGGCGAGUUCGAGCGCGAGUCGUUCGUUUCCGGGUGGCGAAGUGUCAGCUUGGGUGACAAGACAUACGAUACGACAGCACGACAAGCACAGUAUGUCGAUGUGAUCAGAAAGAAACUAGCCAAUACCCCAGCCUAUUUCAGACAAGUCUACCGCAAUGCAUUCAAGCUCGCCAAACCCGAAGGGCAACGAAGUGUUCCUGUGGACUCGGCAAUCGACUUCUGGAACAUGUUCUUCCGACAAGGCAAAGGGGGAAUUGAGUGGAAUAGUCCUUCGACCCAAUGGUUGGACCUGUGGUGUGAGUUCUACGAGUCGCAAAGCAAGAGACCAGUCAACAAAGAUCUGUGGAAUAUGGUUGGUGAAUUGGUUAUGAAGACCAAAGAACCGGAUGGGGAGUCUCUGAGUUGGUGGACAGAAGAUGGUGCGUGGCCGAUGGCAAUCGACGACUUUGUCAACUUUAUAAGAGAGAAGAGGAAGGUCAGUGGGGAUAAUAUGGACACUAGCUGA